Molecule: messenger RNA, 1489 nt
Organism: Candoia aspera
Lineage: Eukaryota; Metazoa; Chordata; Lepidosauria; Squamata; Candoiidae
Gene: BOD1
Product: biorientation of chromosomes in cell division 1
Exons: 4
Coding region: 149-664 (171 amino acids)
Biological process (GO): replication fork processing
Cellular component (GO): Set1C/COMPASS complex
Source: RefSeq, a predicted model, not a curated record
CGGGAAGCAGUGAUGUAGAAUACCUGCGACCGCCGCAGCAAGCGCGCCAACAGCUGCUGCAGUUCCGACUUCUGCGGUGGCCGCUGCCGCCGCGUUAUCUCCUGCCAGGAGUGGAAGGGCAGCGUGGCCCAGGGGACCCGGCGGGAGGAUGGCGGAGCCCGGCGGGGCAUCCUCAGGCGCGGGCGGAGCCAGCGGGAACUCCGCGGGGCCUGGCGGGACCGACCCAGCCUCGCUGCCCCCUGGCGACGCGCAGCUCAUCGCCCUCAUCGUGGGGCAGCUCAAGAGCCGGGGCCUCUUCGACGCCUUCCGCCGGGACUGCCUGGCCGACGUCGAUACCAAGCCAGCUUACCAGAAUUUGAGACAGAAAGUGGACAACUUUGUAUCUACUCACCUGGAUAAGCAAGAAUGGAACCCAGCAAUGAACAAAAACCAACUGCGGAAUGGGCUCAGACAAAGUGUGAUUCAGUCAGGGAUGCUGGAAGCUGGAGUGGACAGAAUUAUUUCUCAGGUGGUGGAUCCAAAACUAAACCACAUCUUCAGGCCACAGAUAGAGAAGGCAAUUCAUGAUUUCCUGGCUGCACAGAAGAAAGAGGAAUCGGUGCCAGCUCCUCCCCCAGAGCCUGAGAGUCAGGAUCCUUCCGCUCCACCCCAAGACGCCUCAUAAGUGCAUUUCUGGAUUUAAGGUGGCUGCAGUUUCAAAACCCAGGCUGACUGUUUGGCAGCGGGCUACAUAUCCGCAGGAAUACAGAUUGUCAGCUAAAGCAACUGCGAUUGAGGAACAGGAUUGGCAAAAGUCACCAGUGGUUUCUGUGUGAUAUGGAGGGAUAGGCUAGAUGUGAAAGAGUAUUGCUAUUUGCUGAAGUAGCAUCUGUUUUGCUAUUUCUGUGUUUGGGAAGUGGCACCUUUUAAGGAGCCAUAAUAGGGGAAAGGGUUUCUGGUGUGAUAUUAGUGGACUUGGUGGUAUUUGGAAACGUAGCAGUAGGAAAGGGGGCAUUUUAAGUAUGCUUGGUUUCCUUAGAGGCCACUGUGUCCGAAGACCUUUGGCUAGGUAAUUGAGCAGUGGGCAUGCAAGCAUGAAGCAGAUCAAUUUACUAGAAAAAGAUCCUUGAGGCCUAGAUCCUUAACUGAAUUUAAGUAAUACCUCACUUGCAGUGCCUAUCCAAGUCUCUUUCAACAGCAAGAAUUUUUCAUAAUUGGCUUUCUACAAGUGUCCAAAGCAAAGCCUCUGCCAGAUUUCUGGAGGUGAUGUCUGUCAUAACUUGAUGCUCAGCUCCCUUCCCAGCCUGAUGAAAGAAAUUGGUAUGGAACAAGAAAUGGCUUCUUCUGGGGGCUUUGCAGUUGGAGAAAGUUCUCUCGUUUGUGAGAUCAUUCAGGUGCCUGUUCAGAGCUGCUUAGAGAGUCACAUAAACUCUCCAGUGGACAUUUGUGCACUAAUGUUUGGCAAGCAAAUAUCUGGAACACUUUUAAUAAUAAAAUGUGAGAAAAAUCU